AUCACGGACAUCGGUCCGGAGGAUGUGAUCGUUGGGUUGGACUGGCUACGUGAGCACAACCCCGAAAUCAACUGGGAGGAAGGCUCCCUAAAGUUAUCCCGAUGCCCUGAAAUUAAGGUACUCCCGGACUAUGAACCCGAAGAAGAUCCGGCGGAAGUAGAGUGGGAUGAAGCCAAUUUGAUCGAAGCCUGGGAGCAAGGUAUCACACUUCCUGGUGCCCCUCAGCUGUUCAUUGCAGCCGGGCACACAUACUCC
Molecule: messenger RNA, 255 nt
Organism: Postia placenta MAD-698-R-SB12
Lineage: Eukaryota; Fungi; Basidiomycota; Agaricomycetes; Polyporales; Adustoporiaceae
Exons: 2
Source: RefSeq, a predicted model, not a curated record